AUGGUAAAGGAUGAAGGUGACCGGCCCCCUGCGGAGGUGCCAGGAGCCCCUCUGCCCCCUGGGAAUGGCACACACAUGCCAACCGAGGACAGGAAGCGGCCCCUCCCCCGCUGCUACCUGAGCGCCGCCACUGGCUGCAGUGCUGCCAUCCCCACUGGCUGCAGGACUGUCCGAGGAGCUUCCAGAAAUCCACCCAGCGGGCCCCCCACGGGCCAGCGGGGCCCAGACGAACAGCCAAGGAGGCCCGGGGGCUCUCCUCCACUCCACGCGCGGCCGCCCGCCCGCCCCGGGCCGGCUCCACGGGGCCCCGCGCUGCCCGGCACAGUGAGGACACGCUUCCCUCCCGCUGCCACGCCAUCGCUGGCCACGGCCUCCCCGGAGCCCCCCGCCGCCAUCCCUGCGGUGCACGGCAGGUGCUUCUCUGUUCCAGCGAUGAUCCGGCCAUUUGUGAGGCGAAACGCCCGCGCAGAGGAGGGGAAUGAGUGCCGGGCUGGCCGGGGCGGAGCCACCGCGGACGUCAGCCCUGGAGCUGGACGGCCUGUGAGGCUGCGCCCCGCGGAGAGGCUGCCCACCCCACGGAGACUCCCGCCCACCCGCAGCAGUCUGUCCCACGCGGAGGGUGGGCCAGGAACAUCGCCCAGCGCGGCCAGCGAGGGCCGGGGUCCACGCCCUGCAGGGCUCUGCUAA
This is a messenger RNA of Perognathus longimembris pacificus (Pacific pocket mouse), 687 nucleotides long. Its product is annotated as basic proline-rich protein-like. The transcript is spliced from 2 exons. The record is from RefSeq and is a predicted model, not a curated record. Bases 1 to 687 code for a protein of 228 amino acids. Lineage: Eukaryota; Metazoa; Chordata; Mammalia; Rodentia; Heteromyidae.